AUGCCUCCCAUCCGAUCAGCUCGAAACCGGAAACCCCCACCAGAUGGCUUUGACGACAUCGAAGACACGCUCCUCGAGUUCAGCAAUAAGAUGAAAGACGCGGAAAACGCGUCGCACGAAGGCAAGAAGAGACAUGAAGUUCUGUGGCCCAUUUUUCAAAUCAGCCAUCAACGCUCGAGAUAUAUCUAUGACUUAUACUACGAGAAAGAAGCAAUCUCGAAACAACUAUACGACUGGCUGCUGAGGAAUAACUACGCGGAGGCAAACCUAAUCGCGAAGUGGAAGAAGCAGGGCUACGAGAAGCUAUGCUGUCUUCGCUGCAUCCAGACAAAAGAGACAAAUUUCAGCUCGACGUGUAUCUGUCGUGUACCCAAGGCCCAGCUGAAAGAGGAGCAAAACAUCCAGUGUGUGAGCUGUGGGUGUCGAGGGUGUGCGAGCAGUGACUAA
This is a messenger RNA of Ophidiomyces ophidiicola, 447 nucleotides long. It is a transcript of the gene BUD31, whose product is annotated as Component of the SF3b subcomplex of the U2 snRNP. Gene Ontology annotation, cellular component: spliceosomal complex; nucleus. Lineage: Eukaryota; Fungi; Ascomycota; Eurotiomycetes; Onygenales; Onygenaceae. The transcript has 3 exons. The record is from RefSeq and is a predicted model, not a curated record. Bases 1 to 447 code for a protein of 148 amino acids. Gene Ontology annotation, biological process: mRNA splicing, via spliceosome.